Messenger RNA from Lasiodiplodia theobromae, 900 nucleotides. RefSeq lists its product as uncharacterized. NCBI's taxonomy places the organism in Eukaryota, Fungi, Ascomycota, Dothideomycetes, Botryosphaeriales, Botryosphaeriaceae. Bases 1 to 900 code for a protein of 299 amino acids. Gene Ontology annotation, cellular component: cell periphery; fungal-type vacuole. The record is from RefSeq and is a predicted model, not a curated record. Gene Ontology annotation, biological process: positive regulation of catalytic activity. The transcript has 5 exons.
AUGGCCUCCGACCAUGAGACGCCCCGGACGGUUCCUCCUUGGGUGCGCUCUGCCCACAAUGAUUCCUCCGACGAACUCCGCCUCGAUACCCAGGUGACGCCGCUAUUGCUGCCGAAGACGCCACAGACCGCCCGCCCUGCCUCACACAACUCACACCCCUCUCCUCGUCCCGGCGCUCCCGCCGGCCGCCGCUUCGAUCACGCCCGCGAGGCUGCCCCGCCACUCCCCAACCUUUCUCCAGUUGAGGCAGCGUCGCGCUGGCGCGCAUUUGCGCUCGCCUCCAAAUAUCCCGAUCCGCCGCAGUCGUCCGCCCAACGCGAGGUGGCCUCGCCGGAAUGGAUCCGCGACAACUUCAACGAUCUCGACUCGCCAUGGGAGCCAGACGAGGCGACGAAGACGGAUCUGGAAAAGCAGCCUGGAUUCUGGCUAUUUAGCCACGCAAAGCGGAAGAGCCGCCUCCGCAAAAUCCAUCGUAUUCUUAUGCGGAACCCCUACAUUCCGCUUGUCAUUCGUCUUGUCGUCCUCACCUUCUCGGCUGCAGCACUUGGAAUUUCUGGCCGCAUCUUCCACCUUACCAACCGCAGCGACUGUGACGCUGGCUCGUCCACCUACAUGGCCAUUAUCGUGGAUGUGAUUGCUAUUGUUUACCUUUGCUACAUUACCUAUGACGAGUAUACGGCCCAACCGCUUGGCUUGCGGAAUCCCAAGUCCAAGCUGCGUCUGAUCUUUCUUGACCUACUUUUUAUUGUUUUCGAUUCUGCGAACCUCAGUAUUGCUUUUCAAUCCUUAACAGACUCAAGCUGGGCGUGUGUGGACAACACCGAGCGCGACGACCCGGAAGUCCGGACAUGCUACCAAUCCAGCGUUACGCUCCGGAUUGUGGAGCGGGUUACGCGCUGA